Anguilla anguilla (European eel) is the source of this 378-nucleotide messenger RNA. It is a transcript of the gene insl3, whose product is annotated as insulin-like 3 (Leydig cell). The transcript has 2 exons. Gene Ontology annotation, cellular component: extracellular region. The record is from RefSeq and is a predicted model, not a curated record. Gene Ontology annotation, biological process: adenylate cyclase-inhibiting G protein-coupled receptor signaling pathway. NCBI's taxonomy places the organism in Eukaryota, Metazoa, Chordata, Actinopteri, Anguilliformes, Anguillidae. Bases 1 to 378 code for a protein of 125 amino acids. Gene Ontology annotation, molecular function: hormone activity; G protein-coupled receptor binding.
AUGGCUGCCUGGCGGACUGUGUUAGUUUGUGUGCUGCUCGCAGUGAGCCUGCAGGGGGCGCACUGCCAGGAUGUGCGGGUGAAACUCUGUGGGCGCGAGUUCAUCCGCAUGGUGGUCACUUCCUGUGGGAGCUCUCGCCUAAGGCGCUCCGCUGCAGAGAUUGGCCAUCCCCAUGGCAACCAGUCCUACCCUGAUGCCAACGGCCAGGUCCCUCUUCAGGGGGAUCACCCACCCAUUGAUGAUCCCACCGGCCCGAGGGCAAAGGUCACAGGAGGUCCUCCCGCCAUUGAGUUGUGGCGAAGCCGCCGCAGUGCAGGCCCUGCUGGGGUGUGCUGCAGAUCGGGCUGUACAUUGAGCGAGCUGGUGCAGUACUGCUGA